GGAGGGAGCGGCGGGCCGUCCAGCCCCGAGCCCAGGCGAGCCAUGUGGGCUGGGCUGCUCCUGCGAGCCGCCGCCGCCGCCGCCUGCCUAGCGCUCCCCCUGCCCGCCGGCGUCUCCGCCCGAGGCUAUACGGGGGGCAGGAAGAAGCCCGUUCCCUUCGCGGCCGAGAGACGCCGCCUGGGACCCCAUGUUUGCCUCUCAGGGUUUGGAAGUGGAUGCUGCCCUGGCUGGGUGCCCUCAUUGGGCAGUGGACAGUGUACCCUCCCUCUGUGUUCCUUCGGUUGUGGCAGUGGCUACUGUAUUGCUCCUAACGUCUGCUCCUGCCGGGAUGGAGAGCAAGGCAUCACCUGCCCAGAAACCCCAGGACCAUGUGGUGAGUAUGGCUGUGACUUGGCCUGUAACCAUGGAGGCUGUCAAGAGGUAGCCCGAGUCUGCCCUGUGGGGUUCUCCAUGAUAGAAACAGCCAUUGGCAUCAAAUGUACAGACAUUGAUGAAUGUUUAAGCUCCUCCUGUGAGGGCCUCUGUGUGAACACGGAAGGAGGCUUUGUGUGUGAAUGUGGGCCAGGGAUGCAGCUUUCUGCUGACCGACACAGCUGCCAGGACACCGAUGAGUGCAUGGGGGUCCCUUGUCAGCAGGGCUGCCAGAACAGCAUUGGCAGCUACAGGUGCUCCUGCCGAACAGGCUUCUACCUCCAUGGUAACCGGCACUCCUGCGUAGAUGUGAACGAAUGUCGCCGACCCCCGGAGAGGCGUGUCUGUCAUCACUCCUGCCAGAAUACCGUGGGGAGCUUCCGCUGUGCCUGCCGGGCUGGCUUCCGCCUGAGUGCAGACAGGGCAUCCUGUGAGGCAUUUCCAAAGGCUGUGCUCGCCCCGUCAGGGAUCCUCCAAUCUCUCCAGCACCCCCCAAAGAUGCUCCUACUCUUUCCAGAGUCCGGCCUGCCCGCCCUGCCUCCUGGCCACGGCCCUCCAUCCCGAGCACCUGGCCCCCCACCAGUAAUCAAAACGACUCCUCUCCUGAUGCUGACCUCAGCACUGCCUCCCUCCUCCACCUCUGCUCGGUCCCUGACAUCCUCAGCUCCAGUGGCCACCCCGUCUCCCGGUUCCUCCUCCCACGGGAGAAUGGUGAAGCCGUCUACGCUGGCAGGUCUGCUGCCCCCUUCGCUCCUGCAUGGAGAGGCAACGAGGACCCCUUCCCCUCCCAGGGGCCCCUCGACCUCUCGGCCUUCACUGGCGCCUUCCCCUUGCUGGCACCAAGGAACCAUCCAUGAGCAUGGGAGCCGCUGGACCAAGCCUGGCUGCUCGCACUGUGGGUGCCAGGAUGGUAAGGUCACCUGUGAGAAAAUGAGGUGUAAAGCCAUCUGUUCUCACCCUCUGCCCUCCCAAGAUGGUGGGUGCUGUCCUGAUUGCUCAGGUUGUUUUUAUGAUGGUUUCUCCAGAGCUGAAGGGGAUGUGUUCUCCCCUUCCAAUGAGAACUGCACUGUCUGCGUCUGUCUCGCUGGGAACGUGUCGUGCAUCGCUCCCGAGUGUCCUCCAGGUCCUUGCCUGACCCCUCCACAAUCUGACUGCUGCCCCUGCAUUCCAGUGAGAUGCUAUUUUCAUGGCCGAUUCUACCCAGAGGGGGCCGAGUUCAGUGGGGAUGGGGACGAAUGUACCAGCUGCGUCUGCCAGAACGGGGAAGUUCAGUGUUCCUUCACGCCUUGCCCAGAGCUGGACUGUCCAAGAGAGGAGUGGCAGUUGGGGCCGGGCCAGUGCUGCUUCACCUGCCGAGAGCCAACACCAGUGUCAGGCUGCUCUCUGGAUGACAAUGGAAUUGAAUUUCCCAUUGGACAGAUCUGGUCCCCUGGUGAUCCCUGUGAGUUAUGCAUUUGCCAGGCAGAUGGUUCUGUAAGCUGUGAGAGGACAGACUGCGUGGAGACCUGUCCACAUCCUAUUCGGAUCCCAGGGCAGUGCUGCCCUGACUGUUCAGCAGGUUGUACCUACACAGGAAGAAUAUUCUAUAACAACGAGACCUUCCCUUCUGUGCUGGAUCCUUGUCUGAGCUGCAUCUGUCUGCUGGGUUCCGUGGCCUGUUCUCCCAUGGACUGCCUCAUUUCCUGUACCUACCCCUUCCACCCCGAGGGAGAAUGCUGCCCUGUCUGCCACGACUGUAACUAUGAGGGAAGGAAGGUGGGCAAUGGGCAGGUGUUCUUGCUGGAGAAUGAGCCCUGUACUCGCUGUGUCUGCCAGUUUGGAGAGGUGAGCUGUGAGAAGGUCACCUGCCAGCCAGCCUGUGCUGACCCUGGUCCAGCUUCAGGGGACUGCUGUGCCUCCUGCCAAGGGGUCUUGCUUCCUGUGGAAGGGACACCUGGGCUCUCUCCACCUAAAGCCGCCCGGAGCCCUGGAGAAGCUGCUGUGACCCUGCAAAACUGCAGCAUCUGCCCUGGAGCCCCCCAGGCUGAGGCAAGGAGUAAAAAACCUCAGUACCUCCAGGUUCUGUUGAGAAAGAACAUGUCUGCUGUGGAGACUUUGCCCAAGGAGCCCCUGGGGCCAGAGCCCUCUCACCUGCCUCAGCAACGGCCAAGGGCUUUUCUGGGUUCUUGUUCCUCACCAGGGGCCUUGUGCCCUGAUCACUUUAUACCGGGAGCCUCUCAUCUACCUCUUGCCUCCCCAGAGGUUCCUCCUCCUCUUCCUGCCAAGUCAUCGACUCCCCUCCCACCAUCUAGGGUUCCGGGAACCCUCCAUGCCCAUUCAGGAUCUGAGGGGCUUUCGCCAGCCAUCAUCAAAGUGACAAGAUCUUCUGGGCCUGUUGAGACCAAGCAGGACCCUUCAGAGUCCCCCACAGUCAGUUCAAUGCUUCCUGGAUCCUCUCCCAACAUUGCUAGACUCUCUUCCUCCUCUACAGUUUCUCCCAGCUCUUCUUGGCAGAAGCCUACAGAGAAUCCCUCCCAUGAAGGAGAGCAGAGUGUAUAAUGAGGUCUUGUUUGGAUAACUGUGCCAGGAAGGUCAUGGUGGGGAAUGGGGUGGAGGAGAGAGAAAGAGAGAGAGAGAGAGAGAGAGAGAGAUUGAUGGAUGGAUGGAUUGAUUGAUUCCUGGUCCAGGGAGCACUUGGGAUCACUUUUUGAGAUAUUCCUGGUGAAAGGGAUGGGGAAAGGCUUACCUCCCAUUGGACUUCCACCUGAUCCCAAUAGUACCAAGCCCAUUCUCAACAGGAAUGGAAAAUUGGAUGAAUCCCAGAUUCUGCCUUUCCCCCAGAGAACACAGAGCCCAGACAGAUAGUGGAAGGAAGCAGACCGUGGCCUUCCCCAUCUUGUCAGGUUAUCUUCCCAGCCUCCUCUUUGAUUUCCUGGGGAAGGUCAGGAAUUGGGGAAGAGUUGGAGAAUGUGUUGGAGCUGGACCAGGUAUGGAUCAGCUUCAAAGACUUCCCUGUGGUUGUGUAACACCCGGAGCCUCAUUCUCAGCCUGAGGUUUUCCAAUUAAAGGUUUUCUCGGUUACCCCAA
Messenger RNA from Trichosurus vulpecula (common brushtail), 3477 nucleotides. It is a transcript of the gene VWCE, whose product is annotated as von Willebrand factor C and EGF domains. The record is from RefSeq and is a predicted model, not a curated record. Gene Ontology annotation, cellular component: cytoplasm. Gene Ontology annotation, biological process: cellular response to virus. The transcript is spliced from 20 exons. Bases 43 to 2949 code for a protein of 968 amino acids. NCBI's taxonomy places the organism in Eukaryota, Metazoa, Chordata, Mammalia, Diprotodontia, Phalangeridae. Gene Ontology annotation, molecular function: calcium ion binding; protein binding.